AGCCACUAUAGACAAGUAACUAAGAAUAACAAACUGCUGUAAAUGUUAAAACUAUUUGUGUUACAAACCAAUGUGUUAAUGAUUGAAUUAAAAUAAUAUGUGAAAUCAGGCAGCAUAACGGACUGUCUUUGCACAGCUAAAGUAGCUGGAAGCAGAUGACACUGGAGGUUUUGCACAUUCAAGACUUCUAAAUGGCUGUGCCUGCUGUUACAGUAGGUUGAAAAUAAGGAAUUUUUGGACUCUGGGAGAAUCCGUAAUUGCAUUGCAUCGGCUUUCAUCCAACUUAAACACACAGAGGGACCCUGAAACCAUCUCCAACAGGAUCAGGAGGCACCAGAGUGACGGGAAAAGUACAAAAAGAAGGAUCAUAAAGGACAUGCACAGAAUGGUGCUGUGGAGGGUAGAGCUGAAGUGUUCUGCACUGGAAUGACCUCCUACAUGCUCUCACGUGGUUUCUAUGGGAAUUUCAGCAUAGCCGCACUCUGCUGGAUGGGAGGAGGUGUUUUUCUGUGGCAUCUCAUCGCUCUGCUCUGAUUGGCCAGUAUUUUUCAGCCUCUGCACUGCCGUUGGUCAGUAUGCCAGCAAAAGGGAAGUACUUGCUGAAUGAGCAGAAGUUGAAACAGGAAGCACUGUACAGGAAAUUUUCUGGCAUUAGCCAAUACCAGCCAUUCGUUCUGUUGCUGGGACUGAGCAUGCUCACUUGUGUCUCACUGCUAGUGCUCUUCUUCAGCCUGCAACUGAAUGCACGGGACCAUGGUGUAUUUGUGGGAGUUGUGGGAGGAGCAUUUUGUUUGUUCCUGGCUGUGUUUAUAUUAGUGUAUACAGACACUCUCUCUCAAAGAUGGAGAACUUUGCUUGGUCUCGCCGUGUGGGCCACACACCUCACAAUGGGCUUCACCUUUAUUUUCAGCACAGAAAACAAAGUAGAAAUACAACCAUGGGACCAGGUUCCCUUCUUCCUCUUCAUCAUCAUUACAGUCUACACCAUGCUGCCAUUUCAGAUGAGCUAUGCUGUAACCCUGAGUAUCAUCUCCUCUCUGUCUCACAUCAUUGUUCUUUCGGUGCACCUCACAGUGUUCAGUUUCCCCCCCAAACACCUCAUCACCAAUCAGUUGCUGUCAAAUUUUGUGGUGUUUAUUUGUGGAAGUGUGGUUGGGGCUUUUCAUAAUAUUCUGAUGGAGAAAGCUCUCAGGCAGACAUUUCAGGACACUAUUCGAUGCCUCGGCAUUCGCAUGAAACUGGAGAUUGAGAAGAGGCAGCAGGAAAACCUUUUGCAGUCAGUCCUUCCUGUGUACAUCUCCAUGAAGAUGAAGUUGGCCAUAAUGGAGCGCUGCAAGUGUAAAGAUAAAGAGGAACAGCAGCGUAUGGUCCGGGACAACAACUUCCACAGUCUCUACGUGAAGAGACAUGAGAAUGUCAGCAUCCUAUAUGCUGACAUUGUGGGUUUCACACGUCUGGCCAGUGACUGUUCUCCUAAGGAGCUUGUGAUCAUGCUGAAUGAACUUUUUGGGAAAUUUGACCAGAUUGCAAAAGAGAAUGAGUGCAUGCGAAUAAAAAUUCUUGGUGACUGUUAUUACUGUGUGUCUGGCCUCCCCGUUUCCCUGCCAAAUCAUGCCAAAAACUGUGUUAAAAUGGGCCUGGACAUGUGCGAAGCCAUCAAGCAGGUGCGUGAGGCAACAGGUGUGGAUAUUAACAUGCGAGUAGGUGUACACUCUGGAAACGUCCUCUGUGGUGUGAUUGGCUUACGGAAGUGGCAGUUUGAUGUGUGGUCCCAUGAUGUCACCUUAGCAAAUCAUAUGGAGUCAGGUGGAUUACCAGGACGAGUUCACAUCACAGAGGCGACUCUGAAGCACUUGAACAAAGCGUAUGGGGUGGAGGAGGGGAAUGGUCACUUGAGAGACCCCUACCUUAAAGAGCUCAACAUCAAGACUUAUUUGGUCAUAGACCCUCGGUCAAAAGAUCCAUCACUGAUGGCCCCCAGUGUCACUAAGCCUCGUGUGAGUGAUGGUUUGAAGAUGAGAGCAUCUGUGCGUAUGACGCGCUUCCUGGAGUCAUGGGGGGCCGUCAAACCGUUUGCCCAUCUGCAGAGCCGAGAAGAAUUCUGCACAGAUGCUAUGGUCAAUGGAAAGGGUCGCUGCAAGGACAUCCCUCUUAGAUCAGUAACGACCAAAAUUACAGAGAGGAAUAAAUCACAGAAGACUAAGUUUGAUGAAGAGCUUCACGACAAGAUGACCACCACCAUCAAUGAUCUGAGCUCCAGCAAAAAGUGGGUGAAGUCUGAAGAGAUCUCUGGCCUCACGCUGUGGUUUACUAAACGAGACCUUGAAAAGCAGUACAGGACUAUAGAGAUGCCAAGCUUUAAAUAUUACAUUGGUUGUGCCACCUUCAUCUUUAUCUGCAUCUUCAUCAUCCAGAUGUUUGUUACCAAACAGCGUAAAGAGCUGGGGCUGACGUUUGUGGUAUUGGGGUGUUUUCUGCUUUUGAUUCUGUGCAUCUGUUUUGCGAGUCAUAUACAGAGGCAGUUUCCAGAGAAGCUGAAGUCAUGCACGUGGCUCUCGGCUCUUUCAGAAGCAGUGGUUAAGAGGCCUUUUCUGCGCCUCCCAUUGGCAACUGUAGCCACCGCAAUCAUAGUCAUCAUCGCCAUGUUCAACUUGUAUUUGGAGUGUCACCCGGAGAAUUUAUGUGUCACUCGGCUACAAAAUAACAGCAACAUUCCUGAUUCUGUCAAAGAUGACCUAUCGUAUUUGCCUUACUCAGUAUAUAAUUGUAUAUUGGCGUUGAUCGCCUGUGGCGUGUUUUUGAGGGUGAGUUUGGAGCUGAAGGUGGUCUUCCUAUUCAUCGUCUCAGCUAUUUCCUACAUCAUCAUCUUCUACUCCCAGGGGAAUCUCUUCAGCAACUACAGCUGCCUGCUCUAUGCCAACCACAGCUGUUGUAGUGUCGAGGACAGUGUGAGGCUGUGCAAAGCAGGAAUUAUGAAGCACCCACAAAUCAUGAGCUUCAUCUACAUCACACUCUUCCUCUUUACCAUGCUGCUCAUAUCCCACCAGAAUGAGCGCUGUUGUCGUCAAGACUUCCUGUUGAAGAACAAGAACCUGGCCGAUAAGGAAGAAGUCGAGCUGUGCGAAAACCUGAACCGUCUGCUUUUGGAAAAUGUUCUCCCUGCGCACGUGGCUGCUCUCUUCGUGGGCGAGAACAAAAAGAAUGAGGUGGGGCUGCUGUCCACUAUCUCUUUACUAAACCAGAAGUACAAGGACCUGUACUAUAAGUCAUAUGACUGCGUAUGUGUGAUGUUUGCCUCUGUGCCGGACUUCAAAGAGUUCUACACGGAGUGUGACAUCAAUAAAGAAGGACUGGAGUGUUUGAGGCUUCUCAAUGAGAUCAUCGCCGACUUUGACGAGUUGCUGUCUAAGCCCAAGUUCAGCAGUGUGGAGAAGAUUAAAACCAUCGGCAGCACGUACAUGGCUGCGGCAGGACUGAGUGGACCUCCGGAGCAGAGCAGCCAGGACCGUGAGAGGCAGAAUGCACAGAUAGGAAACAUGGUGGAGUUCGCAAUCGCUCUGAUCGGCAAGCUGGAUGGCAUCAACAGACACUCCUUCAACACAUUCAGGCUUCGCGUCGGUAUAAACCAUGGCCCAGUGAUUGCUGGGGUGAUUGGAGCCAGGAAACCACAGUAUGAUAUCUGGGGAAACACUGUGAAUGUGGCCAGUCGGAUGGAAAGCACUGGAGAGCUGGGGAAAAUACAGGUGACAGAGGAGACAUCAGAUGUCCUGCAGAAGCUGGGCUACCAAUGUGAGUGUCGUGGCCUGAUCAAUGUGAAGGGCAAAGGAGAGCUCAAAACCUUCUUUGUGUGCACAGAUUUCAGCAAACAGCAGGGCAUUGGUUUGAGCUGAGACUGACAGCUUCACACACGCACACAAACACACAAAGACACACGCACACACACACACACACAGACUCCGGACCUAUAUGUGAUCUCUUUGGGGUUUUUUUCAAGAAUGUUUUAUUGCUACUGGAUUUGUUCCUUUAGAGCAUGUCUAAAGAACUGCACAUUUUUAUCUGAAUUUGAAAUGUUAGUUUAUUUUGGCAGCAUUUGGAGACCUGAAACUCUCAGAUAUGCAGCGACGUAUACCUACACACAUCUCACAUGAACACAAGCUGAACUGUGCGAUCCUCUUAUGGGACACAGACCACAGAGAGUGGGUUACUUGAGUUCGCUGAAGGAAAAUAUUAGUUCUCAGUAUUGCUCUCAGACUUUCUGAGUACUGCUGUCAUAGUGGCCUUGAUCCUGUUGGAUUUAGACUGAUUUGGGAUGACUGAACUUGUCGACAGAGGGAACACCUGACCCACACAAACUCAUUAUAACAAAUGAACAGAUGUGAAAAUAUCUAGAAUUUCUUCAGUCAUUUGAAAUAAUGUGUCCUUUAUUAUCAACUUUUCGAGCAACAAAAUAGUGGAUGCCUAUUCUUCCUUGAAUCUACAUACUGCGGAUGCUUUUUGUGUUUUCUUUAAAAAAAAAAAAAAAAAAAGUGUUUUGAAUGCCAAAUGUUGACAUUCAGUGUUGAUUUGCUGUUGCCUUUGAGUUGAGAUUGUGGAUUUUGGAUAUGGGCCUUCCUUAGCUUCAUAAUAUUCUACCGAUUAAACGAUUAAGUUAUGUUUACAUAUACCUGGGGAAUACAUGUAAAUGAAUGAAAAUGAACGAUCUUAAAGUGAAAGUGUACUUUCAUCGAUUUCCCAUUGUCUUUCUCAGAUCUUGACCAAAUAGCUCUGUGGCUUCUCUCAUCUGAAUUUGUAUAUUCACUAAUGGAUGUACUCAUGAAUCUCAGCUCUCAUCGCAGUAAAUUGAUUUGCUCAAAAGGUC
Molecule: messenger RNA, 4858 nt
Organism: Pimephales promelas (fathead minnow)
Lineage: Eukaryota; Metazoa; Chordata; Actinopteri; Cypriniformes; Leuciscidae
Gene: adcy7
Product: adenylate cyclase 7
Biological process (GO): intracellular signal transduction; cAMP biosynthetic process; adenylate cyclase-inhibiting G protein-coupled receptor signaling pathway
Cellular component (GO): plasma membrane
Molecular function (GO): adenylate cyclase activity
Source: RefSeq, a predicted model, not a curated record